AUGAAUGACGAUAUUCCUAAAGGCUGCCUAUGUUAUACUAAGAAAGUUAAGGGAGAAAUUCCGAAAACAUUUAAAAAAGCAAAUAAAAUUUUAAGUAAAUAUAAGAAUAAUAAUCUAAAUGUAAAUUUAUUGAUCUAAUCCUAGAUUUCAGAUGAUGAUAUAUUAGAUGUAAUCAUUAGACUGUAUGUCGCUGAAAACAAGUCAAAUGCUAUUGCUAUGCUUUAAAGAUGCCGUAUCAAUCCUAACUUUGGAAACAAUCUUUAAAGAAAGGAUCUUGAAUACUUUAUACCCUAAAUAGUAAACUUUAUGGUUUUUCAUCAACAUUUGAGUGAUGAUAAUUUUAUUUAAUUUGUGCUGAAAGCUUCAUCACUUGAUUUCUUUUUUGCACAUCAAGUUUUCUUUUAAUUAAAAAGCCAAUCUUAAAUCAUAACAGCGAAUGAACCAGUUACAUUUACAAUAGUAAAAAAAUUUACAGAUAACUUUUUCUUGAAAAUGUCUCAUAAUUAUGCAGGAAACUUAUUGAUAGCAUCCAACAUUUUAUAAAUUGAUUUAGAAGAGAUAAAUCUCAAUAAAAAUAAUUUAAAUACUUCAAAUGAGAUUAAUUCUCCAACUAAAUCAUCUCUUUAACAAGUUUAUUAGGGAACACUUAGAAUUGAAUCUAUGAAAAUAAAUGAAAACAUAUCCAAUUAUGGAACAAAAGAAUGGAAUAAAAAUGAUAAUAAACUAUAUUUUGAGAAUGCUGUUUUAAAAAACUAUAAAGAAAUUCAUCUCCAAGAUUAUAAUUCAAUUUUUGGAAAACGAUAAACCAAUUUUGAUACUGCUUUUUUUUCUAACAUAUCGUUUUGGGAUGAUAUAAUGAAAAUAUGUGAUGAAUUAUCAAAGGCUAAGAAAAAAACUGAGUUCUUGCAUUCUUGUUUAUAAAAAAUGAAUGAAAAUUUACCUGCUGCAGUUUAUGUGCCAUUUGUUGGAAAUUCAAUAAGAAAUCAUGCCGUUCUAAAAAUAGUUUAUAAAGAAAGUAGGGUAUUUUCAACAAAAAUGAGAAGCCCUUUUAGUCUUGUCUUAGAACUAUACAGACCAGAAAUAGAAGAGAAAAAUAAUUCUUUGAUUGUUGAAGAAUAAAUAUCUUUUCCAAUAACUGCAAAUGUAUAAAAAUUUAUUUAAAUUUAGACUAAUCUAAAAUCAAAAAAAGUGGAAAGAACAUAAAGUCAUUUAUUAUAGGAUGAUCUAAAAUUAGAUGAAAUUUAAAGGAGAUUUUCAUAAGUAGAUAUAUAAAAAUCAAUUUAAAAUGAAUUUAUGUAAUUGAAAUUCAAUUAAUUGAAAUCAUCAAUUGAUUAAAAUCAACUUGAUGGAACUUCUAAAUUUUAUUGUUUAAAUGAUGAUUCUGUAAAUAGUGAUAUUGAAUAAAUAGAUUAAAAGGAGAUUCCAAAAUAUUCUACUACAUACUCAUUAUAAGAGAAUGUAUAAGCAUUUAGUAUUGAAGAAAAUUCAAAUAUAGAAUAAGUUGAAAAGGAAGAAAAGGAUAUUUUACUUAUAAGUAAAAUGCAUAGAAAUAGUUAUCUUUAAGCUGAAAAAGGAAUAACACUUAAUAGGGAAGAAUAUAAUGAAUUAAAAAGAACUAUUUUUGGUGAAAGCUCAUCUUAAUAGGAGGAAAGAAUUAAAUCAUAAUCUAUAUUUAAAAAUUUAAAAUCUUGGAGAUUAGCACAUUUAAUUAUAAAAACAGGAGAUAAUUUAAAGUAAGAAUAAUUUGCUUUACAAUUGAUAUCUUAAUUUGAUUAAAUAUUUAAAAAAUCAGGACUACCUCUAAAAUUGAGAUCUUAUGAAGUCUUAUCUUUAGGACCAGAUUGUGGAAUUAUAGAAAUGAUUAAAAAUGCAACAACAAUUGAUAGUUUAUAAAAAAAUCUAAGGAAAAAAUAUCAAUAGUUCAUGAAUUUCUCAGAUUUCUUUAGAAGCUUUUUUAGAAAUAAUAUAGAUUAAGCAUUAUAAAAUUAUGUUUAAUCUUUAACAGCUUAUGGGUUGGUUUGUUAUUUUUUAUAAGUUAAAGAUAGACAUAAUGGAAAUAUAUUAUUAGAUAGUGAAGGACAUUUGAUUCAUAUUGACUUUGGAUUCUUUUUAUCAAAUGCUCCUGGCAAAGGAAUGGAAUUUGAAGGAAAAGUUCCAUUUAAGUUAUUAUCUGACUAUAUAUAAGUUUUGGGUGGAGCUAAAGGGACUUUAUUUAAAGAAAAUUUUAGGAAAUUGUUUUAUAAGUAUAAAUUAUUAUAUUUUUAGAGGAUUCAAGGCAUGUUAAUAACACUAAAAAGAAAUAUUACUUCUUGUAGAAAUGAUGUAUACAGGUCAUGGUACUACAUUACCUUGUUUUUAAAAAGGAGAAUAAGCUAUAAAAGAACUUUAUGCUAGAUUUAAUCCAAGAGUAAAAUCUGAUGCAGAACUUUAUGUUCAUGUUUAAGAAUUAAUCAAUCAUUCACUUGAUAAUUGGAGAGCAAGAUGGUAUUUUUUUUAAAUAAAUUUAGGUAUGACAAAUUUUAAUACUUUGCUUAAGGUGUAUUUUAUUGA
This is a messenger RNA of Paramecium pentaurelia, 2550 nucleotides long. The record is from the annotation of a GenBank genome assembly. Lineage: Eukaryota; Ciliophora; Oligohymenophorea; Peniculida; Parameciidae.